Messenger RNA from Klebsormidium nitens, 591 nucleotides. The record is from the annotation of a GenBank genome assembly. NCBI's taxonomy places the organism in Eukaryota, Viridiplantae, Streptophyta, Klebsormidiophyceae, Klebsormidiales, Klebsormidiaceae.
AUGUCUCAAGCAGCCCGAGAACGCUUCGCCAAGAAGAGCGAGGCGGAUGACUUGCGGAGGGCAUUUGAUAAACUUGAUUCCAAAGGUGAUGGGAAGAUAGAUGCAGACGAGAUUGCUGCAAUGUUCAACAAGCUCGGACACAAGGCAAAACGGGCGGAAAUCGACGAUAUGAUUUGGGAGGUGGACGAGGACUGUGAUAAGGCGGUAAAGUGGCCAGAGUUCCAGCAGAUGUAUCAUAGAUGCCGGCACGAUAAGACAGGAUACGAGCCUCGACGACUAUACAACAUCGUGGAAUUCAUGAUGAACGACAAGGACGACAGCGGAACAGUAUCGGCUGAGGAGGCGAUGCAGAUUUUGUACAUGAGGUUCGGGAGGACGCUUCUCGACUCGCAACUCGAGGAGAUAUUUGGACACUCGGACACGAAUGCGCUCAAGGAUCUGACGCUUACGGAGUUUCUGCACAGCCUCAACAUGUCGCAGAUAAAGCAGCUAAGGUCGAAAGUGACCGCCAAAACGUACAAGCCGCCUCCAGUGCACACGAAGAAGGUCGACACCUCUAAACGGCAGGGCCUUACUUUGAUGAUGUCAUAA